This is a messenger RNA of Prosopis cineraria, 1174 nucleotides long. RefSeq lists its product as uncharacterized. The coding region runs from base 203 to 991 and encodes 262 amino acids. NCBI's taxonomy places the organism in Eukaryota, Viridiplantae, Streptophyta, Magnoliopsida, Fabales, Fabaceae. The record is from RefSeq and is a predicted model, not a curated record. The transcript has 2 exons.
AUGAAAAUUUUUAGGAGCGAAGAUUAAAUUAAGUUUUUUUAAAAAUAAUAUUACUAUACAUGGCGAUUGCUCCGAAUUGGAAAUCGGCCCAGCGACCAGCUUGAACGGAGUAAAAAAAAAAAAAAAUUGAGUCUGAGGAGAUGAUCACAAGGGAAACGGAGGACCUGUGUGUAAAUGCGGUUUUGAUUCUGCGGAUGAUGAAAUGGAAGAUGACGAUGAUCAAAGACUAGAUGACGAAGAGGAGGCUCCUGGCGAGGCGUCUGAGGAGUCGGACUUUUGUCCGGUUCUACAUUUUACAGAUGAAGAGUACAGAGAGAUGUGCCGGCCCUGGAAAAAAGCUCUGGUGCUAACUUUGCCGGGGAAGAAGACGCUGAGAUACAGGAAAGUGAGGCACAACCUCACCCAACUUUGGUAUGAUACGGAGUUCAAGUUUUCUGAUAUUCCAAAUUACUAUUAUGUCGUUAGAUUUGAGCAAGAUAGUUACCGUGACAAGGUACUCAUGGAGGGUCCCUGGUUCCUCAUGAGACAUUAUCUGGUGCAGCGGCGGUGGAUCCCAAAUUUCAUUCCCGAUGCUAACGACAUUCCUCUGAAAAUGAUUGUCUGGGUAAGAGGCCCGAAUUUGCCCAAAAAAUAUAACAACAGACUCUUCCUAUGGAGAUUGGGGAACAAGAUUGGGACGUCACUGAGGGUGGAUAUGAACACUCCGGUUCAAGGUCAGGGAGACAAGUCCAGAGCUGAAAGGGGAAGAUUUGCUCGAGUGACAGUGGAAGUCGAUUUGCGGAGAAAGCUUAAACGGAGGUUUAUCAGUCGGAAUGAAGUUCUCUCUGUUGAAUACGAAGGCUUGGAACUUGUUUGCUUCCAGUGUGGCUACUAUGGUUACAAGAAAGAGGUGUGUCCCCAUAGGUGCAAUCAGGCAAGCCCAACGCGAGAUGCUACAACUGAGGUUUCAGGGAAGCCACAGUCGCAGGGAAAGAAGACCGAGAAGAGGUGAGGCGCAUUUAUAAUCCGGCCGGCAUAAAUUCUAAUUCAGAACUGAAUGGCUUAAAUUUUAGGGAAAAUAUAAUAAUAGGUUCCUGAAUUUUGAUUACGUUUUCUUUUUAGUUCUAUAAUUUUAUUUUGUUGCCCUUUAAUUUGAUCAUUCUUCAAUUUUAGAUGCUAUAAUUUUAAAAAAGCA